Brassicogethes aeneus is the source of this 558-nucleotide messenger RNA. The record is from the annotation of a GenBank genome assembly. NCBI's taxonomy places the organism in Eukaryota, Metazoa, Arthropoda, Insecta, Coleoptera, Nitidulidae.
AUGGAGCUCCAUAGCGAAACUUUCUGCGAUCUAUCUCAACUCUAUACGAUUAAAGAAUCCACUUUCGAAUCUACUUGCGAAUCUACUAAACAUGAGGGCAUCAGUUUUAUAGAAGAACUCGAAGAAUUCAUCCAAAUACCUUCAAGUUUACUAAACAAGGAGACAAGGAAGAACGUAGAACCAAAACCUGAAAUUGACGAUGACGAUAAAGCACUCUCCAAUAUUCUUGAUUUUGUGGUGGAAAUGGAAGAGCUGGCCGAGAAAAGACGUUUACUAAGGCAACCAGAACAAUUUCAGGUGCAACAUAAUGCACCCGGUAAUAUUUUAAACCGACAGUACUACAGACCACCCAUGCAAGUGCAAGAGAUGAAAAGGUUGGGAUCUGGAAAGGAGAAGACCCAUCAGUGUGUGAGUUGUGAUCUUUGGUUCACCAGUGAAGGUUUCUUGCAGAGGCAUUUGAAAUCUACCGUCCAUAAGAACAGGUCUUAUUGUAGAAGGUCUAAGAUGAUCUCUCAAGGUAACACUUAUGUAAUGAGUUACCAGUUUGCACCAUACUAA